AUGUUGCAAAGUUGGAAAUUUGGUGAAGCUGGAAUUCUGGAUAUUUGGGUGUUCUUGUUUCUGUUGUUGGCUUGGUCAGAUUGUUCUCGAAAGGACUUAAGGUCAGAUUGUUCUGUUAAGAUGUCAAGUCAGGAUGCAUUAGAUGAACCUCAACCUGAGAUUUCAGACACUAAUUUGCAAGAGUCUGAAAGUGGCAUCAAUCAGUUGGAAUAUAAUGGUAUUAGAUACGAUAAGUUGGCUCCAGAAGACAUUAUAGGCGUGAAGUUUGUAACUGUUGAGGCAGCAGAGACUUUUUACUAUGCUUAUGCGAAAGCAAUGGGUUUUGAUGUUAGAAAGGAUGACAAGAGAACAAGUGCAAGGACUGGGAGAGUCACUAUCCGCAAAUGGGUUUGUUCUGCAGAGGGGGAAAGACUAGAGAAAUAUAUGGACAACAAUAAUAAUGUCCGUAUGCCAAAGAAAUUGACAAGGUGUCACUGCCCAUGUUUGUUCAAGGUAAGGUACUUCAAGGAGAAGAACUCGUAUGUCGUAGUUGAUUUCAAAACAGAUCAUUCACAUGAUCUUGCACAGCCACAGGAGUCUCAUUUUCUUAGGUCACAUCGGUCUGUCCCAGAUUCUCAUUUAGCUUUAGCCACAUCUAUGCGGAGAGUAUCCAUUAAGACUUGUCAUGCAUAUCAAUACAUGGCUGACAUAUCUGGAGGGUUUGCGAAUGUUGGUUUCAAAAUGAAAGACUUGUACAAUAAAUUGGACUCGAGUCAACGUGAAAUUGUACUUGAAGGGGAUGCAAAAGCUACACUUGCCUAUCUUGAAGGAAAAGCAGCUGAAGAUAAGAAAUUAUUUUGCAAGUACAGCACAGAUGAGAGUAACAGGUUGGCCAACUUAUUUUGGAGAGACUCAACUUCAUUGCUAGAUUAUUAG
This is a messenger RNA of Rosa rugosa (rugosa rose), 915 nucleotides long. RefSeq names its product protein FAR1-RELATED SEQUENCE 5-like. Lineage: Eukaryota; Viridiplantae; Streptophyta; Magnoliopsida; Rosales; Rosaceae. The transcript is spliced from 2 exons. The record is from RefSeq and is a predicted model, not a curated record. The coding region runs from base 1 to 915 and encodes 304 amino acids.